This is a messenger RNA of Aplysia californica (California sea hare), 2746 nucleotides long. RefSeq lists its product as uncharacterized. The transcript is spliced from 15 exons. Lineage: Eukaryota; Metazoa; Mollusca; Gastropoda; Aplysiida; Aplysiidae. Gene Ontology annotation, molecular function: transmembrane transporter activity. The record is from RefSeq and is a predicted model, not a curated record. Bases 214 to 2547 code for a protein of 777 amino acids. Gene Ontology annotation, biological process: transmembrane transport.
UACAGCUCAGUGCUUCACUCUUCACACACAGUUCACACUGACACAGGAAUCAAAGUUUGUGACUGUCCCAAGUCAUGAGUGUCGGAGGAACUGACGAUACUUCUGUGACAGUACAGUAAAAAUACUAAAAAGCUGAUUCUGAAGUCGAACCAGCCCUCACAAUCCAGGUACCCUGACUUGUAUCUGUCCCAAGAUUGAAGAUAUCCAAAGAAAAUGACGUCUCUGAAAGUGAAAAAGCGGCUCAUGUACACUGUGUUUGCCUUCAUCUUUCUAUGCGGUGGCAUUGAGUAUGCGGUGAUUCUCCCUACCCUGUGGCUAUACUUGCACAAUGAGUACGGAGUUCCGGAGUACAUGUUAGGGCUAGUGCUGUCAGCCUACAGCGUGGCGGCAGCGUUGGCCUCCCCUGUGACUGGCAGGGUAUCAGAUCGUACCAGAAACUCAAAGAGAAUCUUUAUUGUGUGCACGUUGUUUGAGCUGGGAGGCAGCUUCCUCUACUUCGCUGAUGUCUCAGUCGCAAUGUGCCUCGUCAGCAGAUUCAUAUCAGGGUUAGGAGCUGGUAGUGAGGCAAUUGUGUUUGCGGAAGUUUCCAGGUAUACCAGUGAAAAAGAAAGGACAGGCAUUUUGUCAAAGUUGGCAGCCAUCCGCCAGAUUGCACUUCUCAUGGGCCCAGGCUUCAAUAUAUUUCUUCGAGAAGCGGACUUUACGAUAGGCCCCUUCAAAGUUAACAAGUACACUUCUCCUGGGGGUUUUCUGGUGGGCAUCUGGACUUUUCUUCUUGUGCUGAUCCUGCUGCUGUACUACGAGCCCGCCCAGGUCUACACGCAGGAAAUGGAGGAGUCUCGGGCCACGGCAGUCUCAGAUGUGGAGAAAGUGGCGUGGCCAAAGCGACAGAUAUCGUGUAGUGGGGGAAUUGAUGAGCCAAAUAACCAUCACAAUGUAGCUCAUGAGGAAAUUCCUGAUGAGCGCAAGGUACCCCCACAGUACGCCAAUGGGGGCUCUGCUGUAAAUUCUACUCACUCUGUGACUACACAUCCAACUGAAAGGACUGAACAGAAGGGAACAGAUAGACAAGUUUCUCCUUCAAGAGUUGUUGACGAAGAUGCUGAUAUGGUUUGGGAUGGGAAUGGGACAGACACAUACAGUAAUGCUCACCCAUAUGGGAAGAACGGAGAGGAGGAUCAGAGAUGUUUCCCCUCUCUCCACCAACGUCAUGAUGACCUUCAAGGGUCAGAGCGUGAGCCAGCUGGGCUGCCCGCCAAAAGCGAUCCUCCUCAGGUUGGGGAAAUGGAAUCUGAGGAUCCGUCACAGAUCGAGUUCCCCGAGACGUCGGCUCUUGGCACCUCCAUCGAUCUGAUGAUGUCUGCCGAGAAUUUUAUCUCCGACAGUCUGCUGAGUGCCUCAGAAAGGGAGGCGGAUGCGACGGGUAGCAAUGAGGGAGAAGAGAACAAGGAGGGUGGGAAGGGGGCGGAACAAGAAGGAGGAAUUAACCUGGUGUUUGAUGAGCAUCAUUUUGGUGCGGAGGAGGAGGAAGAUGAGGGGCGGUAUGAUUCCCGAGGUGGUUACGCUGUUGUCUUUUCAGGUCCAAGAUCGGCUGCUGACGACGAGAGGACGAGACUUCUUGGGCGUCAGACAAGUGCAGUCAGAGGGCUCUCGAAUGAACCGUACAUACAUAGGAGCACUCAAGUCCUUGAUGACCCUCUCAUUAGGGAAGGCAGACUGGGAUUCUUCUGUAAUGAGUACAUACGAGAUGAAGUAGUAGCUGUGAUAUACGUGAUUUUCUGCACUAUGUUUUCGCAAGUCUGUGUAGAGACGAUGGUUACACCUUUGUCUCUGAAGUACCUAGACUUUGGUGAGCUAGAGAACAGCCUAAUGUACUGCGCUUGUGGGGUGGAGAUUAUCAUUGUGUUUGUACUGGUCUCAGUGUUCAGUCGUUGUGUCUGCGACAGGAACAUGAUUAUCUUUGGAGCGUUUAUGAACCUGGCCUCCAAUUGCUGGCUUAUAUGGUUCGUACCAGAAGCCGAGCCCCACAACCGUGAUGGCAACCUGCUGUUCUUCAGUAUCCCCGUGUUCCUGGAUGUCUUGAGCUUGCCCUUCCUGUUUGUGUGCUCCACGUCGUUAUUCUCCAAGCUGACACGCAAGGAAACACAAGGUUUGAGUCAAGGUCUGCGUCGCACAGUUGUUGGUCUUGGCACAGUCUUAGCUCCGCUGUGGGGCUCCUCCACCGUCAAUUCGCCGCACAUCCUCUUUGGUGUUUUGGUGGCCUUGCAGGGUUUGGCUUUGCUACUACUGCUGGGCUCAUUCACAAAAUUAAAAGGCUGGCGUGAGAGCUUGAAGGAUAGAGAGAACCCAGCGCUUGCGACGGAAUCGGCGCAAACCGUGCCCGCGAGUGCCAGAAGCGCCAGUGCAGGUCAUUCGGUGCAGCGCCAGAACAGUUACGGCUCUAUACAACAACAGAGACCUCUAGUGACAGAAGCCAGCUACCAGUCGCUGUCGGCAGCCGCGCUAGAAGACGCGGGUAGACAACCCACACCUCCUGCUGCUGUUUAAAUACUACUUGUUGUCCUACUCCGGUCUCAUCUGCCGAUAUUUGUUUAACCCUAUCCGUACGCCCUGGGGUCAUUUUGUAACCCCCCCACCCCGGUAUUGUAUUCUUCAUGUUUUAGAAUUCUUCUAGUAUGAAGCUCUCUUUGAAACUUUCAGUAUUUCUCAAAAUAUCAUUUUGACAGACUGCUAUGCAAAGCGUAUG